Molecule: messenger RNA, 150 nt
Organism: Racocetra persica
Lineage: Eukaryota; Fungi; Glomeromycota; Glomeromycetes; Diversisporales; Gigasporaceae
Source: the annotation of a GenBank genome assembly
GGUGUAAUGGAAGAGGAUAUUGAGCCUGUUCGGGAUCUUAUUACUACUGCAAUUCUGGCACUUGUACAAGUUCGAUGGUUCUCACUAACGAAUGUACUCGUGGUUAUACAUGUACUACUGAUGGAUGUGUAUUACGUGGUUGAAUUAAAA